This is a messenger RNA of Pistacia vera, 1675 nucleotides long. Its product is annotated as glutamate decarboxylase 4. Gene Ontology annotation, molecular function: glutamate decarboxylase activity; pyridoxal phosphate binding. NCBI's taxonomy places the organism in Eukaryota, Viridiplantae, Streptophyta, Magnoliopsida, Sapindales, Anacardiaceae. The transcript is spliced from 6 exons. The record is from RefSeq and is a predicted model, not a curated record. Gene Ontology annotation, biological process: L-glutamate catabolic process. The coding region runs from base 77 to 1567 and encodes 496 amino acids. Gene Ontology annotation, cellular component: cytosol.
AAGCAACUCACAGUGUAACCAAUAGCAAUAACAAAGAGCUCAAUCUCUCCAUCUUUUCAAUUUCUUUACUUUCAAAAUGGUGCUAUCCAAGACGGCUUCUGAGUCUGAUGUUUCAAUCCAUUCUACCUUCGCCUCUCGCUACGUUCGAAACUCACUUCCUAGGUUUCAGAUGCCGGAUAACUCGAUACCGAAGGAGGCGGCGUACCAGAUCAUAAACGAUGAGCUGAUGCUUGAUGGGAAUCCGAGGUUGAACUUGGCUUCAUUUGUGACGACGUGGAUGGAGCCUGAGUGUGAUAAGCUUAUGAUGGCUGCCAUCAACAAGAACUAUGUUGACAUGGAUGAGUACCCUGUUACCACCGAGCUUCAGAACCGAUGCGUGAACAUGAUAGCAAGGCUAUUCAACGCUCCACUGGAGGAGUCAGAGGCAGCCGUUGGAGUCGGAACAGUAGGGUCAUCGGAGGCAAUUAUGCUGGCAGGCCUUGCAUUCAAAAGAAAGUGGCAAAACAAGCGCAAGGCCGAGGGCAAACCUUAUGACAAACCCAACAUCGUCACUGGAGCCAAUGUCCAGGUAUGCUGGGAGAAAUUUGCAAGGUAUUUUGAAGUGGAGCUGAAGGAAGUUAAACUGAGGGAAGGUUACUAUGUGAUGGACCCAGUCAAAGCUGUAGAAAUGGUGGAUGAAAACACUAUUUGUGUUGCUGCUAUCCUCGGUUCUACUCUCAAUGGAGAAUUUGAAGAUGUCAAACUAUUGAACGAUCUUUUGCUCGAAAAGAACAAGCAAACUGGAUGGGAUACUCCAAUUCAUGUUGAUGCUGCCAGUGGUGGAUUUAUUGCUCCAUUUUUGUACCCAGAGCUUGAAUGGGAUUUCAGGCUUCCACUGGUGAAGAGCAUUAACGUCAGUGGCCACAAAUACGGGCUUGUGUACGCCGGAAUUGGGUGGGUUAUCUGGAGGAGCAAAGAGGACUUGCCUGAUGAACUCAUCUUCCACAUUAACUAUCUUGGAGCUGAUCAACCCACUUUCACUCUCAAUUUCUCCAAAGGUUCCAGUCAAGUCAUUGCUCAAUACUAUCAACUAAUUCGAUUAGGCUGGGAGGGAUACCGCAAUGUGAUGGAGAAUUGUCACGAAAACGCGAUGGUACUCAAGGAAGGAUUGGAGAAAACAGGCUGCUUCAACAUCGUUUCAAAGGACGAUGGAGUUCCUCUGGUGGCCUUUUCUCUCAAGGACACCAAACGCCAUAACGAAUUUGAGGUAGCCGAAAUGCUGCGUCGUUUCGGAUGGAUUGUGCCGGCAUACACCAUGCCGGCAGACGCUCAACACGUUACCGUGCUUCGAGUUGUGGUUAGAGAAGACUUCUCCCGUACCCUCGCGGAGCGUCUCGUGCUCGACAUCACAAAGGUACUGCACGAGCUCGAUAGUCUUCCUGCAAAAUUGUCUGUGACUUGUGAACAGAAAAAUGGAAAGAAUGGGACUGUGGUGAAGAAGACUGUGAUGGAAACUCAGAGGGAAGUCACUGAUUAUUGGAAGAAAUUCGUCUUGGAAAGGAAAACUAACAAGAACACAAUUUGCUAGAUUUUAAUUUAUUUUUUAUUAACAUUGUUCGGAUAAAAUAUUUUGGUAUUAAUUUCAUGUAAUCGAUGAGUUUCCGACUCUUAAAGUAAUUCAUUUGCCUUAUUGAGC